UCCUAUGACUCCAACACUGACACAUUUAUCAGAAGGAUGGACGCAGCUGACGACGUGGACGAAGACGAACUUCUUCAUUACGACGUUCAGAUGAGCAUCCAGGACUCGAUUCAGAGAAAUCUAACGGGGAGUGACGCUCUGAAGCUCACGAGGGCCAUCAAACGAGGCGACAUGUUGGCACUGCAGGAGCUCUGUGAUUUCCCAGCAGCCUUCAGUCAGGUGGACGAGAGCGGCUGGUAUCCUCUGCAUAGGGCGGCGGUCCAACCUCAGGUCCUGGUCCUGGAGACGGUGCUGUACGCAUCUUUCAGUCUGACUCUGGAGGAAAAGACUUCGGAGGGGGAGACCUUCUUGACUUUGGCGGUGAAAGCCGGUUUGGUGGAAAACGUGAAAAUGCUGCUGAACCACGGAGCUUCGCCUCACACGACCAACAGCAAGAACGAAUCGCCUCUGCUGUUAGCAGUCAGAGGCGAAUCCCAUCAGAUGGUUUCCAGUCUGAUCGCUGCAGGGGCUCGGGUGGAGCAGGUGUGUCUGAAAAAGUGGACGGCCGUGCACGAGGCCUCCAGGGCCGGCUGCGUUCGUGUCAUGGAGCUCCUGUUGCAGAACGGAGGUCGUGUCUCUGAGACAGACCAGCACGGAGUGACUCCUCUGGGCAUCGCUGCAGAGUACAGCCACUCUGAAGUCCUGGAGCUCCUCAUCAAACACGGUGCUGAUGUAAACGCCCAGGCGCCAAAUGGCGACAGCGUCCUGUACGACGCUGCAGGUUCGGGGAAUCCAGACUGUAUCAACAUCCUGCUGCAGCACGGAGCAAAUCCCAACAUCCGCAACCUGAGCUCCCAGCUGCCCCUCCACCACGCCGCGUACGAGGGACACUACCUAGCUUUGAGGAUUUUGAUCCCGAUCACUACUCGACGGGCCCUGCGGCUGUCGGGCCACAGUCCCGUACACUCUGCCGCUGACGGGGGCCACACUCACUGCCUGGAGCUCCUGCUGCAGAAAGGCUUCGACGUCAAUGCGCAGUUAGCCCCUCACAUCUCUGACAAUUAUGGAGACAUGAGAAGAAGCCCGCUGUACUUUGCCGUCUCCAACGGGGAUGCGACCUGCACCCAGAUUCUGCUGAAGUCUGGAGCCAAACCGGACCUGGACCCGCUGCGCUGCCUCCUGGUGGCGGUCAGGUCGGGGCGCUAUGAGAUCGUGAAGCUGCUGCUGGCGGCCAAAGCAGAUGUGAACUGUUACUUCACCAUGUUGAACAACACAGUGUUUCCCACGGCGCUGCAGUACUGCCUGAAGGACGAGGUGAUGAUGAGGCUGCUGCUCAACAACGGCUACGAUGCCGAGAAGUGUUUCUGUUGCAACCACGAGGACGACUGGGACGACCUGAGCGAGUCCGCUUACUCACAAGAUCAAGAGAAAAAAGUUGCUUUUUGUGAUUUCGUCAGCGUCUCCUGGCUGGUGAACCUGGUGGGCCGAAUCGUGUCGAUCCUCCUGGAGUACGUCGGUCAGGUUUCGCUCUGCGGAAAAACUGACCAGAUCCUGGAGAGACACAAGGAGUGGCCUCACAUUCACAGGACAACACGUAACCCUCGCUCCCUGUCUCACCUGAGCAGAGUGGUGAUCAGGAGACACCUGAGCUGCAGCGCUCUGAUGUCCGUCCAGCUGCCCAACAGACUGAAGGACUACCUGCUGUUCAAAGAGAACGACCUGUACGCCAAAAUCAUCUGCAGGGAGGACUGAGGGGACGGCCAUCAAUACUUUAUCUCCUGGGUCUUAAAUUUUGGUGAUGAGUUUGUGUUUUAUUACCUGUAACAGGGCCUGUAUUUAGCAAAUAUCUGAAUUACACGUAAAA
This is a messenger RNA of Plectropomus leopardus (leopard coralgrouper), 1843 nucleotides long. Its product is annotated as ankyrin repeat and SOCS box protein 15. Gene Ontology annotation, molecular function: protein binding. The record is from RefSeq and is a predicted model, not a curated record. Gene Ontology annotation, biological process: intracellular signal transduction. Lineage: Eukaryota; Metazoa; Chordata; Actinopteri; Perciformes; Serranidae.